AUGAUCUUGUUUUUCUUUCUCACUGUUCUACUACCAACUAUUUUUGCUAAUGAACCUGUCGUUGUUCAUACUCAGUAUGGUGACAUAUUAGGAUAUCAGACGAAUCUAUCUCGAGUAUUCUAUGGAAUUCCCUUUGCUCAACCACCUGUAGGCCCAUUGAGGUGGGAAGCACCUGUGCCAGUGGUCAGAUGGGCUCCGAAAAUGGUCAAUGCUACACAACCACCAUCUGCCUGUCCACGACCAAAGCGCACAACGCGUUCUACCACUCGCACUCCAUUUGGGAUGUCAGAAGAUUGUCUUUAUUUGAAUAUUUUCACGCCGUUAUCAGGUGACGUACCGUCGACAGAUCUUCUUCCCGUGAUGCUUUUUAUUCACGGUGGUGAUUUCCAAUUUGGCGCUGCAACAGAGUCAAUGUAUAAAUCUGAACUCUUAGUAAAUAACACAAAUAUUAUUAUUGCCUUAAUUCAAUAUCGUCUAGGUGUUCUGGGAUUCUUGGCAACCGGCAAUAAUCCGAAUGACAUCAAGGGCAACUAUGGAAUACUCGAUCAACGUUUGGCGAUCGCCUGGGUGAAAAACAACAUCAACGCAUUCGGCGGGGAUCCCAAUCAGAUCACACUAUUCGGUCAAAGUGCUGGCGCACAAUCAACUGCUCUUCAUUAUGUAACUAAAGAUAUGCAACCAUAUUUUCAACGUGCAAUCAUUCAAAGUUCUCCACUGACUAUACCAUUCAGAACAUAUUUGGAAAAUAUUACGCCAACUGUUCUUCUCGCUGAACAGUUACUCUGCUCUCCGAAUAACCUAUCGUGUUUUCGAACUCGUUCAACUGAUGAAAUUACUGCUGCUCAAGCUAUAGUGAAUAAAAAAAUUACUUCAUUGAACGCACUGUUCUUUUUCGAACCAUGGCUACCAGUUAUUGAUAAUGAGAUUGUUCAUGGCUCAUUAAUGAGCAUGAUUCAGAAUGCAUCAUUCUCACUUAAACCAUUGGUGAUUGGUACAGUGACUGAAGAAUGUUAUGAUUUCGUUUAUACUACAUGGCACAAAAAUGUGACAAUCAGUGAAUAUAUAGCCUUUGCGGUUGGCCUUUUCGGUGAAAAAUCGUUGAAAGUUCUCGAGCAUUAUCCACCAACUGCUUCAGUUGAUCAACGGCCGACUCUCGUUCGUAUGGCAACACAUUGGGUCUUUUCUUGUUCAACUCGUGUUCUUGCUCGAAAAGCAGCCACAUAUUCCUAUGUUUUUGGUUAUCCUUAUAAUACACUCAAUUCACUCAACUGCAAAGAUCACGCUUGCCAUGCAGAUGAACUACCCUAUAUCUUUCAAUCGUUUUGGGACCGGUUCACUGACGUUGGUCGAUACAUAUCUCAUGGAAUGGCUACUUAUUGGACAAACUAUGCCAAGAGUGAAAAUCCGAAUGAACCUUCGAGUGUGCCUGUAUCGUGGCCAAAGUACACAAGUGGGAACGAAACGUACGUGUAUAUUCAAAAUCCUUUUCAAGUGGAAGAAAAUUACUUGAAAGAUGAUUGUGAUUUAUGGGAUCAAAUCGGUUAUAAAGCAAGCGUGAUUUGA
Adineta ricciae is the source of this 1563-nucleotide messenger RNA. The record is from the annotation of a GenBank genome assembly. Lineage: Eukaryota; Metazoa; Rotifera; Eurotatoria; Adinetida; Adinetidae.